AUGUUUAUAAUUUUUUUAAUCUAAGCUAUUUACUCGUUAAAUGCUGAGAACUUUUUGUGUGGACUACGCCUAUUUUAUGAAGAAUAAACAUUCUUUUUGAUUGAUUAAUAGAAUUAGAAGUAAUAAGUUUAUUUAAUUGCUGAGUACGAUGCCUUAUAUACUAACUAGCCAAUCACCUCAUUUCGCAUUAGAUAUCUAAUAAAGUUAUAAGUCCUCACCAAGUUUGAAUAAUAACUCAUAUUUCUUGGUGGGAUUUACUGAUGCUUACAUUUUCGCAGGCAAUGCUAGCGAAAUUUAAUGGUUAUCAAUCUAAGAGUUCAAAGUAAAGUAGAAUAGAACCACUGCUUCUGUUCACCUCUAUAAUGGUUAUAAUGGAUAUUUUGUUGAUAAAGAAGAGGAUGGAGGCCAUUUACUAAUAUCCAAAGAAAAUUUGGUGAGAGAAUUUUCUUUUGGUAAAACGGAUGCUGUAGAUAAAUUCGAGAAAAUGGGCUUUAUAUAUAUAGUAUCAUGGGGAGGUAAAGGGGAUGCUAUGUUGAUUUUAAAGCGGUUUGUACAUUUCAUCAGUCAAUCAGAAGACCAGGAAUAUUGCUAAUAAAAGGUCGCUUCAAUUUCAUUAGAAUAAAUCAAAUGUAAUUUGGAUAAUAAUUUUGAACGCUUAACUUUUCAUACACCUGACCUAUAUCAUCCUCCUAUACACUAUCAUCUGGGUAAUUAGAUAAUUAAUGGAUCUUUGGACAAUGAGUAUUUUACAAAAAACUAUCCAGGACUUCAAGUUUUUGUUGCAUAGAAUUUGAAUAACAAAGUCCUUGAGUUGAGAAUACCUAUUUAAAAUAUGGAAACUCAUUAAUAAACUAUUGAUUAUCCUCAAAGUGGAUUAAUCGUGACUCUUUAAUAAGAAAAUAGAGGAUUUAUUCAUAUUCUAAUUUUUGAAAGUGAGGAAGGGAUUGUAAUCAAUUAUAAAGAAGAUGACAAUUUAGCUUAUAUAACUAUUGGUAUGACUGAUUCAAAAGUCUUCGUUUUUUCAUUUGUUACUUCAUAGUUUGCUAAAUUUCCUUCAAGUGAUUUGAUUGAGCAUGUAUUUUAAGAUUGCAUAUUCAUAAUUCAUCAGAGAAACAAUGUCUGUGAAAAUCCUCAACAGCAAUGUUCUGAUGCUUCAUUAGACUUUUUUAAAUAAUUACCAUUUGAUUUGCAAUCUGAUUAAAUAAUUAAAUUCAAAACUAAUGAUUAAUUUUAGGACACACCAUUCGUUGAAAUUUUUGAUAAUACAGCAGUUGUUUAGAAUGAUUUUACAGUGUUAUUUUCUUCUGAAAUUAAUAAUAGAGAAAUGAAUCAUGGUGGAUAUAUUGGGUCAUAUCUAAGAAUUACAUAUAAGUAAUAAAGCAUUAAUUCUUUAAUAAUUAAUGAACAAAAUGAAAAUUUAGAAGCGUUUUACAGUAUUAAUGAUAAUGUUUGUAAGUUUAUCCUAUAUACUUUAGAUUCUCAUUCAAUUUAGAAUAUUAUUGGAAGAACUUAUGUUCUGGUAUUUACGUCUUAAAAUGAAUUUACAGACAUAUAAUGUUUAUAAUUGUUUAGAGAAUUCAUAGAUCAUAUUUAAAAGACAUUUAUAAUGGAAUAGAGUAAAUUAUUAACUAAUAAAUAUAGUUGAAAAUCAUUGUGAAGCUUCACAAAAAUAUUAUGAUGUCAAGCCUAUAUAGUAUAAAGAAAUACAUAAAUAAUUAAAGUAGCCAACUGAGUUGAUUCAAAAAGUUGAAUAGAAUUAAUUUGAUUAAAAUGAUUUAGAAUAUUCUACAGAUGAGGAUGAAAAUAUUCAAAAAGAUGUCGAUAUUAAUUCGGAAUAAUCAGGAUCUUUUAGCGAAGCUUCUUUAAUGCCAGAAGAAAGUCAUCCGUAACCUUAAUAAGAUGUAGAGACAACAGAUAAAUAAAAUACAAUUAUUUAGUAACCAAUUUAAAAAGAAAAAUCGGAUAAUGAAAAAUCAUAAGAAUAAAUAUAAAAAUUGUAAUAGCAUUAAUAGUAAUAGUAAUAAUUUUAAUAAUAGUAAUAAUAAUAAUUGUAAUAAUAGUAAUAAUAAUAAUAGUAAUAAUAAUAAUAAUAAUAAUAAUAAUAAUAAUAAUAAUAAUAAUAAUAAUAAUAAUAAUAUUAACCAAAAUAAAUUUAUUCUAGUAAAAAAGAAUAAUAAGAUUAAUAGGAAAGAUAAAAAGAAAUUUAAUAAAGCAAAUAAUAAAAAUAAUAGUCGAAUACUUAAGAGUCUUAAAAUUUAAGAAAAUAAUAAUAAUUAUAAAAAAUUGAUGAGGAAAUUUUGAAAGAAGAGAUUUAUUAAAAGCUCUAAGCUUAAAAUGAUGAGUAAUAUCAUCAAAAAGAGAAAGAUAAUUCCUAAAAUGAGGAAUAUUAUUAGGGCGGUGUUAGAUAUUUAAAUACCGGGUAUUAUUAGAAAGACUAUGGAAGAAGAGACGAGUAUUAAGGAAGAGAAGAUGAUUAUUCUGGAAGACACAGUGGUAGAAGAGGACCUCCCUUAACUGGUUAGAGUGUGACAAUACCAAAAAACCCAAACGAUUAAGAGUUGGGGAGGUUCUUAAGAGAAGUAAUCAGCAAAUUAUAGUAAAAUAAAUUACAUUUAUUAAGUAUUUAUUCAGAUCCAUGUGAUGCAAAAUCCUCAAACUACAGUCCAGAUAAUUGUAAUGCAGAUAAUUAGUAUGGUUCUUCUUCAAUAAAAAGAACAGAACCAAGACAAAGAGAUUUUUAUCGAAGUGCUUAUAAAUAUGACAAUAGAUAUGAAUAUAGAGGUACUUAUUAACUUUCAUAUAGCCUGUAUCACUGUAUAUAGUAAAUGUCAAUUUCAGGGAGAAUCUUUAUAACUUUGUGGACACUAAAGGAAUAUUCCAAAAUCAUAAUUAUAUUUAGAUAUUUUAUCAAUAAGGGCUGAUGAGAACUACAUAGUUGAGUUUUAUAUGAAAGGAAGGGAUGGAAGAUCAGAAUUAUAUACAUUGAAAGGUACUUAAAAAUGUUUAAAGUCUCCAUUAAGAGUUGAUUGGCUAUUGCAAUGA
This is a messenger RNA of Paramecium octaurelia, 3042 nucleotides long. Lineage: Eukaryota; Ciliophora; Oligohymenophorea; Peniculida; Parameciidae. The record is from the annotation of a GenBank genome assembly.